Messenger RNA from Trichosporon asahii var. asahii CBS 2479, 2685 nucleotides. Its product is annotated as O-acetyltransferase. Bases 1 to 2685 code for a protein of 894 amino acids. NCBI's taxonomy places the organism in Eukaryota, Fungi, Basidiomycota, Tremellomycetes, Trichosporonales, Trichosporonaceae. The transcript has 3 exons. The record is from RefSeq and is a predicted model, not a curated record.
AUGCCGCCCCAAAGCGGUCAGGCUCGCCAGAGCGCAAGCCAAGCCCGCCUCAACCCGAUAUGGUACAGCUACGCGUGCAUCACCGUUCUCGCCGCCGUCAUCCUCGGCAAUCUCAUGCGAUGGAGCUUCCUCGACUACCCUGACCCGUACUACUGCGGCGCGCUUCUGACGAUCGGCCGGUGGCUCGACCCGGGGACGUACAAGGUCUGGCAGCCAGAGGUCUUCAUCGGUGACUCGAACGUCCGACAGCUGUACUUUGCGGCGGUCCGCGCCAUCGACGGGGGUAAGAACUAUACGCCGAAAUGGGAGAAGGACGGCGACAAGCACACGAACCGCGGCGCUGUCGUCAAGUCCAAGGACGGCCACCGCCUAAACCUCGACUUUUGGUGGGAUCCCUACCUGAACUCGACGGAGACGAUCGCCUUCCUCAAGUCGACGCCGAAAGAACCCCUCAGCAUGCUGGUCAUGGGCUCGGGCCUGUGGUACCUGCGCAAUCCGUCUUCGGGUGGUCUCGCGGCGUGGACGAUGGCGAUCCACUCGACGUUCGAUCUGCUGCGCGAACACCAGGGACAGCCGGAUGCGCCGCUGCAGACGCCGUGGGACACGAUGGACCAGAGCCUUCAGUUCCGUAUGCCUGGCUUACUGCCCUCGUCGGCACCGGCGCGCUCUAAGGAUAAGCCGAACGCUGAGAACAACUUUGCACUCGCCGACACGGUUGUCUUCCUCCCCGUUCCCGACCCGGUCGACGAGAAGCUCUCGCCCGAGCGCGCCGCAACGAUCCUGCACUCGGACGUCGAGGCGAUGAACGCUGACCUGUCUGCGCGCCUGCAGCACGAGAACCCGCCGCCUGUGGUCCUCCCGACGGUGCUGAACGACCUCAUCGUGGACUCGGAGAGCGACGAUGGACUCCACUUCAGCGACAAGAUCAUGAACAAGCAGGCCGAGAUUCUGCUGUCGUGGCGCUGCGCGGACGCACUUCGCCAGGACGGCCUGGGUCAGCCCUCCACCUGCUGCCGACGCUACAGCUAUGUGCGCCCGCUGCAGGGUUUGCUCCUGGUGUUUUUGGCUGUGUGGUCUCCCCUCGUCGCGUACUUUGGCCACAAGCUUCCGGCGCACUCGCCGAUUCAGCGCUUUGUGCCCGGUACCAAAGCUGCGCUCGCGGUCAGCACGUUUGGCCUCUCCGUCACGUACUUAUGGUUCACGGACCGCACGACGAUGUUCCUCAAGGAGAACAAGGACUGGGACCCGAAGGUCUUCACGAUCCUCAGCGUUGUGUCUCUGGUUGCGGGCCUUGCGACUGUGAGGAACCGCGGCAAGGAUUUAGGUUUCCUGAACCGCGACCUGACCGAUGAGUGGAAGGGAUGGAUGCAGACAGUCGCGAUCCUGAUCUACCACUUUGUCGGCGCGUCCAAGAUCUCGGGCAUCUACAACCCGAUCCGCGUCCUGGUCGCGGCGUACCUGUUCAUGACGGGCUACGGGCACUUCUUCUUCUACUACAAGAAGGCGGACUUCGGUUUACAGCGUGUCGCGACGGUGCUCGUGCGCCUGAACCUGCUGUCGGUGGUCCUGCCCUACACGAUGAACACCAACUAUGUGUUCUACUACUUUGCUCCGCUCGUGAGCUGGUGGUACCUCAUCAUCUACGGCGUCAUGGCUUUAGGGUCGCAGUACAACGACCGCGCGGCGUUCCUGCUGCCCAAGCUGGUGCUUUCGGCUGUCGCCAUUGCCGCAUUCAUGCACUACUCCUUCCUGAUGGAGUACCUGUUUGCGUUCCUGAACACGGUGUUCAAGAUCCAGUGGACGGCGCGCGAGUGGACCUUCCGCGUCACGCUCGACCUGUACAUCGUGUGGGGCGGCAUGCUCACGGCGUACGCGUACAUCAAGGCGAAGGAGCACCGGCUCACGGAGCAGCCGUACUUCAACCAGCUGCGUGGCGGCGCGUGCGUCGCUUCGGUUGCCGCGCUGGUGUGGUACUUCUGGUACGAGCUGCACUUGGAGAGCAAGUUUGUCUACAACAAGUACCACGCGUAUGUCUCGAUCGUGCCGAUUUUAGGCUACGUUGUGCUGCGCAAUGCGUCUUCGAGGCUGAGGCAGCACUCGUCGCUGCUGUUCUGCUGGGUCGGCCAGAUCUCCCUGGAGACGUUCAUUCUGCAGUUCCACGGCUGGCUCGCGGCGGACACUAAGGCGAUUCUGCUGGUCCUGCCGCCAGAGUACCGCCCCGUCAACCUCGCCAUCUCGACUGUCUGCUUUAUCCAUCUGUCCUGGCUCGUGUCCGGCGCCACGGGAGAGAUCACGACCUGGAUCAUCGGCAAGGGCAAGGGCAAGGAGCGCUUACCGGCGCCUGCGACGACGGCGCAGCCGGCCCAGACGACGGACGAGAUCCCGCUGCUCGAUCGCAAUCAGGGCGACAAGGACAGCGAGAGUGCCCCCUCGGGCUCUGGCUCGGGCAGUGGGUCGGGAGAGCCGGCGCUCGAGACGCCGGCGUCGCCGAACACGACGCUCGACAACAGCGGGUACUUCCGCGACAAUGGGGCCGCUGUCACGGGCUACGACGCGCCGGUCCGCUGGAGCCAGCACACUGUGUUGUCGGUGGUGAGCAACAUCAGGUCACUGGCGCAGGCGCAUCUGUCUGUGAAGCUGGGCCUGGUGCUGCUGGGGCUGUGGGUGGCCAACUGGCUAUACUAG